AUGAAGUGUUUGAAGGUCGACGAGUACAUCAAGCGCACAGCUUCUCUGAGGGACACGGCUCUUUUAUCUGAAGAGCUACAGAAUUAUGUGAAGAGUCAACCUGGGCUUCAUGGUCGGACAUUGUGUGACAGAGUCAUUAGAGCCUGUAACCAUCAACUUGGAGUUGGACCCCCUGACCCUGACCACAUCAGUCAGCUGAUAAAGCUGGUGGAGCUUGCCCUUCAUGGAUAUGAUUUGUCUGGAGCACAUGUUCCCCAAAACAGCCCUUUGUACAUGGAAAAGAUAAUUUUCCAUAUUGUCAAGAAACUCAGCUCUUUGGGGGUUCACACUUUAUGCAGUCACCUAGCCCGGCUGCUUUACAGCAGGCUUACUCCAGUACAACAGGUUGAAGAUUACUGUGUUCUUGUGCGAAGCUGCUUUUCAGUGCUCUGGAAUGGAUUAUCUUCUACCAAAGAUGGUACAACCCUGAAUCACAGGGACAAGCUUCGCUUCCAGAUACAAGCUCUGAGCUUCCUGCUGUUGUUGGACAGAGAGAGCACUGUGCCUCCCUCCUAUUCCAAAGCUCCCAUUUACACAGAAGAUGCCUUGGUAGCGUUUGAGAAUAGCUGUGGGACAGUGACCAAGGAGGAUGCUUCCUUUCUUCUACAGGAAACACACACACUCUUCUCAAUGUGUUGGACAGGUGGUAGAGGCAGUGACGGAAGUGGUGACGGGCAGUCUGAGAAACGCAAUUUGGCCAUUCUUUCUGAAGUGUUACUGGUUACAGCUAAACUACUUUGUAAGGCAGGUCACUGGGACCUGGCUCACACUUUACUGGGUGAAACUGAGAGCAAGAUCACACUUUGUGGAGACUGUCAUCGUACACCUCUGGUGCUUGGUAAAUGGGCGGUAAAAACUCACUCUUCCAUGACAUCUGGAGAGGAGAAUGGCCAAGCUUUCACAGAGUGUGCCCGAGCCUUGAGGUCUCUUCCAGUUGACCUGGGGGACCAGGAAGCUCAUGCUAUUCUGGAGGGAUGCAGUCUAAUGGUAUGGGCAGUCGACAGUGGACACAGCAAAGGACUAAGUGGAUCCGUGCUCCUGGCCUGGUUUUCAUUUCUUGAAGAGCAUCAGGAGCAAAUAUUUAAAGCACUUCAGAAGAAUUUGGCGUGCCAGACUGAGGUCAGCAGACUCCAGCAGUCACUGUGCUUCAGUAUGUACCAGGGCUUCGUAUUUGCUUAUGAGAGCAUGCUGGCCUCCCAGCUUGAGAGCAGUGAUACUCUGGACAGAGUGCUGCUGUACUGCCAGGCCACAGCUGGACGGAUGAUGACUGAACUAUGCAAGCUCCCUACGGAUAACAUUCUCAUUAAAGCAGUGGUUGCUGUGAGCAACUUGGUGUGUGGAUUGUACAACCGGCGACUCUAUGACCAGGCCUUCACUUUAGUGGAGAUUCUCUGUCAGGACCUAUGCAAGAAUAGACCUGGCUCUCUCUCUGUCGAUAGGUUGAGCCGACCCUUCAUGCUGGCAGUGCAGAGCUCUCGGCGGGGCGGCCAGCUGGAGCGAGCCUUGGACUGGGUUAUCCUGUGGCUUAAGGCCCUGGGGGACGAAAUCACAACUCAUAUGGCUGAACCUGUCUCUUUGUGGGUGAAAACGAAGGCUGAUGCAGCCCGCAUUGGUGAGGAGGACGUCCGGCUCAGGACCCUGCGAGAUGGUUUUGGUCCUGAUGUUCCUGAUGAGGCGGUAAUGCUUUGCCUGUUGGAGGAGGAGCUGCGUGCUUACAAAGAGGUGGCAGGGGACACCGCACAGGAGCGUUACAACACUCUGUGUGAUCUGCUGGACAUCUGCCAUGAGGAGAGCACCCACACACACCUGCGUGCUGUCUACCUGUGUGAAAUGUCCCAAGUGGUGUGUUUCCAGGAUUUCAGUGAACAGACUGACUGUAUGGCAGUUGAUUUUACCCAUGAAGCUUUGCGGCUGCUUGAAGAAGAGCCAGUGACUGCAGAGAAUGCUGACAGACUGAAGGAUGACAAGGCCCACACUUUGCUUUGGCUCUAUAUCUGCACUCUGGAGAAAAACCUUGAGGAGGCCAUUGAUAAGGAGAAAAAACUGCAAGACUUGCGUGAGCAGACGCAAGCUGUGUCAAAUCCCAUUGGGACCAAUGAUUUUGACUAUGAAGACAAGCAAAAGAUGCAGGACAGCACCCCGGUCUAUGAAGGCCUGCGUUUCAACCUGGCUGCAGAGAACAAGUUGUGCCAACCUCUGGAAAGAGCCCUGGAUGAGUGGUCAUCCCUUCUGCACACUCCAGUCUUGCCAUCUGUCAGGAACCCCAAGCAGACUCACAGCUCCAUUGUUCUGACUGCUGCCCUCUUCAAACUUAUGGGAAAGCCUCUGAAGGCUUUGGAAGCUUACCAACUAGCUUUUGGCCUCUCACGUCACCUUGCUGAUGGUCAACGAAGUGCCAGCUCCCUCUGUCAGUCAGCCAGGAUUCUCCUCAGUCUCGGUUCCCCUGAGAUGGCUUGGGCUCAGCUGGAGCAAGCAGAACAGUUUCUUACCUCAGAUAUCACUGCUGAAGGGCCCUCUUCCCUUUCCAUGCUGGCUGUUCUAUUGAGGGCUGAGUACUGCUACAGCACAGGACAGGUGCUGCGUGGGGUGCCUUAUUUGUGUGAGGUGCUUAAAGAGGUGAAUGAGCAGAGACAAUCCAAGACCUGGUACCUGCUGCGAGCCCAGGCUCUCCAAACCUGUAGUUCUUACCUGACUCUGGACACGGCUGCACUGCCACAAGCCCAGCGCCAUCGCAUCACCCAGCAUGGCUUAAAUAACCCAGACACAGCCUUGUAUGAGAGCCUGAAGCUUCUCUGCAGCCUGCUGGUCACUCUAGUGGGGAAGGGCCUGUAUGGGACUUACAGCAACAGUUCAGACAUACGCUUCAUCGACCAAGGAGAUAACCUGGUGCUGAAGUGGCAGCUGCUGUCAGAGCUGCUGAGCUGCUCUAUGAAGAUGGUGGCUGUGAGGAGCAGCUGUGGGGCCAUCCAUGACGCCAGGCUUCAAUGCUUAGAAGCCCUUAAACUAGCCAUCAAGCUGCAGGCACUCAGCCAUUGUGCGGAGCUGCUGGUGCUGAAGGCGGAGCUUGAGCUGAUGCAGGGUGAGAGAGAGGAAAGUGGGUUUGAUCUGGAGAAAGUCAGGAACCUUCUGGAACUUUGCACAGAUUUUUCUAAUCAGGAGCAGAAGACUGAAGUGAAAAUCAAGCCAAGGAAAGGCCGUCCAGCACAGAAGUCACAAUCUGCUCUGCCCAGCCAGGACGAUGAUUGUAAAGGCUUCCUGAGCACAAGGUGGUUCCCUAAAGAUCCUGUGGAGAGAGAUCAGGCCAGUUCCCCGCCUCUUAAAGCCCAGCCCCGCCGCUGGCUCUCCUCCUUGGCUCAUGAACCUGACUGCCAGUGCUCCUGCUGCUCCGAGCCCUCUCUCGGCCGCGUCACUGCCCGAUGGGCUGCUACACAGGCUGAUCUGGCACUCCACUUGGGUCCCACUGAAGCAAGAGUCAGCUGGAAGCUUCAUCAGGCCACAUUAGCCCGCUGUAAGAGUGUCACUGCCAAACUUGGGACAGAAUUGUCUAAAAUUUUCCCUCUCUGUGGCACUGCCAAGGGUUCUGCCAAGCCUUCCCUGAUGCAGGAUGUGGUAGGCCGUGUGUAUUUGCGCAUGGCCCUGUCUGGAUUGGAGCCACGGCUUGACAAGGUCCAUGGUAUAUGGAAAGUCCUGGAGGCUGGCUUAGCAUUUGUGAGUGCCAAGUCCUCUCCAGAGCUCAGACCUCUGAGAGCAGGUCUAAUGACAACCAAAGCAAUAGCCUCAUUACUUAUGCUGGCUGCAGAGAAAGACUGCCCCCCGGAAGAGAUCUUCUGUGAUGCUUGGACUUGGAACCCACCAAAACAGUCCAUAGAGCUGGAAUCAAAACACAAAACAGUGCCUCCUCCAUCCUCACUAAAGAAGACUAAGGACUCAGUCAAUGCUGUCAAAGAGCUAAGUAUUCCUGGCAAAACAAAAGAAACAAAGAAGACUAAGGCUUCUGGACCACAAAUUAUAAUGAUAAGCUCCUCAUCCAAAGGAAAAAGUCUGCCCCCCAAAACACCAGUUGUGGUGAAAUCAUCCAAGUUCAAAUCCUCUGUUAAGGAGUUUGGCUCUUUUGGUUUUGACUCAGAGGUACCUACUUUGGCCUGUACUCCCGUCCAGAAGGUCAGAGCCCCUGGCUCAGCACAGAGAGGAGCAGCAAAAGCUGCCCCUAGACUGCAGUUUCAUGUUUAUGAAGAGCUGCCUGCAGCUGAAACUGUCCCGCCUGUACCUGCUGCCCCCAAACGCACAAAGAAAUCACGUUUCAAGGUGGAGUUCAGUGAUGAGAGUGACUCAGAGGUUAAUCCCCAGGCAGAGCUCAAAGAAAAAAAGGAUGUCUCUAAAAAACGUACCACUACCAGGGCAGCCCAGAAGCUUAAAACAGCUCCAGAGCCAACUGUGGCUCCAAAGAGGCAGACUAGGGUUAAGAAGAGUACUGCACUCCCUGUAUCCACCUCUUCUGAGGAUGAAGGGGCAGUGGUGCGUCAGGCUGCCCCAUUAAGAAGAGGCAGAUGCAGGAGGCUGCCUGCAACGGAGGCAGCAACAGAGGAGUUAGAGAAAAUGAGGACCAUUGAAGAGGAGACUGAUGGAGUCUUCAACGUUAGCAUCGAACAGCUGAGAGCAUCAGACACUGAGACGGAGGACAAUGCUGCUUCAAGCAUAGAUUUUGAGGUCUUGCGGAGGGAUUUGUGUGGUAAUUUGGGGAGAGAUGAUGUGUCUGAGCAGCGGAGCAGAGGCCAUUUGAGAGAAGGCCUGCAAACCCAUCUGUCUCAUUCAGAUGCCAGGCCAGACAGUCUUAAUGUGGAAGCGGUUCAGUCAUUGCUGCGGUCCGCCUGGUUGGCCCUUCAACACUUUCCUCCUACCACCCUCUAUCCAAGCCUCUGUGCCCUUUUGGCCCUGACCUUGGGACAAAGGGACCCCAUAACUACAGCGAUGCUACAUACCCAGUCUCUUGGUGUCACUAACCGCCAUCGCAUGAACAGGCAUUUAGCCAGUUCUCUCAAGAAGCUGAGAAAAACUUCUAGUGAGCUAGCAGACAGGAUGGAUGCCCUGAGUCUAGAUGAGCCCAGUCCAGCCCAGUCUGGGACUCCUCGUGAGCAACGACUGUCUCAGUUGGAGAACAUCUUUUCCUUCUCUUCUGCCGAUUCCUCCGCUUUCCCACAGCAAGACUGCCAAGAGUUCAUCCAACAAAUUCAACAACUUCCCUCGGGAGUGACAGUGUGUGUGCUGUCUAUGCUUGGAGUGAAACCUGGGCAGAUGGGGGACACCGUAGUACUGUCCCGUCUUGAGAGGGGAUCAACCCCUGUGACUGUUCACUUUCCCACUUCCCAACUGCAGCACCCCAUUAGUUGGCUGGUGCAGGAGAUGGACAGCAUCCAGGUGGAACAGAAGGUUGUCAGCUGUGUCUCUGAGAAAACCAAGUGGUGGGAGGGCCGCAGGGCUCUAGACACACGUGUUGAGCGACUGUUGGAGGAGAUGGAGGGAUUGCUGGGAUGCUGGCAGAGCCUUCUUCUACCUCUAAAGUCUAAUCCUCAGCUCUCCAAUCAGGCCAAGCAACUGUGCAAGGCUUUAUCUGCCAGGGGAGUGACUGUCAGUGAGGAGAUGAUUAAGGCUGUGCUGUCUGCAUCGCCUCUGCUCUCCCAAGAAGAACUUAAAAGAUUUGCUUUUGGAGUUUGUCCAGAGUGGGAUGAGGAGUGCGACCACUUGAUGCAGACAGCUGUGUCUCAGUUGGCAGACAGAGAAGAACCUGAUGGCCAUGUAGUUCUCAUUCUGGACAAGUACCUUCAGAAGCUGCCAUGGGAGAGCAUCUCCUGCUUGAGGUCUUGCUCUGUUACUCGUAUGCCUUCUCUACACUCACUACUCGGACUUUGCAUUCAGAAAGAGACUGACCCUCAGUCCAUCCUGAAGCAAGGUGUAGAUGCUAAGCAGGUGUUCUAUGUGCUUGACCCUGAUGCUAAUUUGGGAAACUCGCAGGAGAGAUUCAAGGAAUGGUUUAGCAGUAAGCGGGACUGGCUGGGUGUGUGUGGAGUUGCUCCUGACUCUGGUCAACUGGAGCAAGCUGUCGCUACCAAAGAUCUCUAUAUUUACGUGGGUCACGGUGCAGGCGCACGGUUCCUGGAUGGCCAGAGGGUCCUGAAGCAGGAGAUGAGAGCAGCAUCCCUGCUCUUUGGCUGUAGUAGUGCUGCUCUGGCGGUGCGUGGGGACCAAGAAGGAACAGGCAUCAUCCUCAACUACCUCAUGGCAGGCUGCCCUUUCGUUUUGGGAAACCUGUGGGAUGUGACAGAUCGGGACAUUGACCGCUUCACCAAAGCUUUACUGGAGUCCUGGUUGUCUGCUGGGCCUGGAGCGCCCCUCCUGCACUACAUGAGAUCGUCCCGGCAGGCCACACACCUCAAAUACCUCAUAGGAGCUGCACCUGUGGUCUAUGGCUUACCAAUCCAUCUGCAAUAGGAGGUGUCCUAAAAUAGGAUUUUAACAGCUUCAGCAACAUCAAAAAUUAUUGUUCCCCCGCUAGAGCGGGAGGACAUUAUUUUAAACUUGGAAUUUAUUUUUCAGUUGAAGCUUUUGCAAGCUUUUAAGUACAAUUCUUUACUUAAUCCAAUGUUUUUAAUUUAAGUGAGUGCUUUCAUAGUGUGAAUGUAUUUUUUAAUAUAUUGUGGAUAUGCCAGUUGUUUCAGUGCAAACCUAGUCUGCCAAGAAACAUUGAUGGAAAUUUUAAUAAAUGUUUUUCUCACUUUUGA
Myripristis murdjan (pinecone soldierfish) is the source of this 6815-nucleotide messenger RNA. It is a transcript of the gene espl1, whose product is annotated as extra spindle pole bodies like 1, separase. The record is from RefSeq and is a predicted model, not a curated record. The transcript is spliced from 31 exons. Gene Ontology annotation, molecular function: cysteine-type endopeptidase activity; protein binding. NCBI's taxonomy places the organism in Eukaryota, Metazoa, Chordata, Actinopteri, Holocentriformes, Holocentridae. The coding region runs from base 1 to 6525 and encodes 2174 amino acids. Gene Ontology annotation, biological process: meiotic chromosome separation; proteolysis. Gene Ontology annotation, cellular component: cytoplasm; centrosome; mitotic spindle.